CCCAGCGGCGAGCUCGAACCUCCCUCUCGCCGGCGGCCGAGGGUGAAGAGCGUGGCCGGAGCGGUGCUUGUCCGGAGAUGGCGGCGGUCGCAGUAAGCAGCGCCAAGCGGAGCCUGCGGGCGGAGCUGAAGCAGCGUUUGCGGGCCUUGAGCGCGGAGGAACGGCUGCGUCAGUCUCACCUCCUCACACAGAAGGUGAUUGCCCACGGUCAGUAUCAAAAUUCCAAAAGAAUUUCCAUCUUUCUGAGUAUGCAAGAUGAAAUCGAGACAGAAGAGAUCAUCAAGGACAUUUUCAAACAAGGCAAAAUCUGCUUCAUCCCUCGGUACCAUUUCCAGAGCAAUCACAUGGACAUGGUGAGAUUAAAAUCACCUGAAGAAAUCUCUUUACUUCCCAAGACAUCCUGGAAUAUUCACCAGCCUGCAGAGGAAGAUGUUCGGGAGGAGGCCUUAUCCACGGGUGGACUUGACCUCAUCAUCUUUCCAGGCCUGGGGUUUGAUAAAGAGGGCAACCGGCUGGGGCGGGGCAAGGGCUAUUACGACACCUACCUGAAGCGCUGUGUGCAGCAUCAGGAAGUGAGGCCCUACACCUUGGCUUUGGCUUUCAAAGAGCAGAUCUGUCCCCGGGUCCCAGUGGACGAGCACGACAUGAAGGUAGAUGAAGUCCUUUACGAAGACUCCCCAACAUCUCAAGCCAUAUGAUGACAGCCACACUCACUGCUUUGUACCACUGUGAAGAAAAUACGUGUAUUUUCCUCUUGUCAAAAAUGAGCCAAAAUGGUACAUUAAAGUGACUAUGGACUGUG
Molecule: messenger RNA, 802 nt
Organism: Psammomys obesus (fat sand rat)
Lineage: Eukaryota; Metazoa; Chordata; Mammalia; Rodentia; Muridae
Gene: Mthfs
Product: methenyltetrahydrofolate synthetase
Exons: 3
Coding region: 78-698 (206 amino acids)
Biological process (GO): tetrahydrofolate interconversion; folic acid-containing compound biosynthetic process
Cellular component (GO): mitochondrion
Molecular function (GO): 5-formyltetrahydrofolate cyclo-ligase activity
Source: RefSeq, a predicted model, not a curated record